GGCCUCGCGAGAGCGGGGCUUGGCUCCGGCCGCCGGUCCAUCAUGGCCGGCGCUGAGGGGAAGGCGGGCGUCGGCGGGCGAAGGGGACGCGAGGCACGGACCAGCCUGACGGCCUUCGUGCUGGGAAGCUCCGUGGCGGCCGUGCCGCUGCUGCUGUCGGCGCCUCCGCCGGCGCUGCUCUCCGGGCUGGGCUUCCAAGGCCGCGCCGCGCUGGCCCUUCAUGUGGCGGGAGUCAACGCCGCCCUCCUGCUGGCCUGGGGUCGCGCUCCGGGGGGCAUGUACCAGAUUGCCAUCCGUGCCUGCUUCUUGGGCUUUGCAUUCGGGUGUGGUUUAUUGCUCAGCUUCGGACAAUCUACGUGGAAGCAUUUUGGAUGGUAUAUGUGUUCGCUCUCCUUCUUCCAUUAUUCUGAAUACUUGGUGACAGCCGUUAACAAUCCCAGAAGUCUCUCCUUGGAUUCCUUCUUGAUCAACCACAGCUUUGAAUACAACCUAGCUGCAGUCUCAUCCUGGGUUGAGUUCACCGUGGAAAAAUUCAUUUGCCCAGAGAUGAAGCAGAUCACUUGGCUGAGUUCGGCAGGGCUGCUUAUGGUGGUUUUCGGGGACUGUCUGAGGAAGGCUGCCAUGCUCACAGCUGGCUCCAACUUCAACCACAUUGUUCAGAAUGAAAAAUCGGAGACCCACACUCUUGUGACCAGAGGUGUUUAUGGCUGGUUUCGUCACCCAUCGUACGUCGGAUGGUUUUACUGGAGUAUUGGGACCCAGGUAUUGCUGUGCAAUCCAAUCUGCAUGGUGGGCUACACGCUGGCAUCCUGGCGCUUCUUCCGGGAGCGGAUAGAAGAGGAGGAGAUGACACUGAUCCAUUUCUUUGGGGAAGAGUACCUGGCCUACAAGAGGAGGGUCCCUACAGGCUUGCCGUUCAUCAGAGGCGUGAAAGCAGAACUAUGAAGACCCCGGGGCCGGCAUUGAGCAGAACGUGGGAGCUCCUGGCUCCAGGGGCCGCUUGGCCUGGCCUGUGCAGAAGAACAACGGUGACAUUCGUGCCGUGCCAGUACAGUAGCGGUCAGUUUUAAUACCUAGUGAGUUUCCUGGAGGUUUGUGAAGGGCUGGGCAGAAGCUCCAUACCUUAGGCAAAAAUAGAUGCCCUCCCUUGACAUAAGCGGGAGAAGGGACUGCUUGGAUGAUCAGAGCUGCACUGAAUCCUCAAGGCCGACUUUGAAAGCAAAACAAUUUUCUUUGCUCUGCCUCUUGCAGCUUUGAUGGACCAAAGUGCACCAAAGCAGAUUUCAAUGACAAGCUCGCCCUUUGAGUAACCACUAUUGCUCCCUGGAAGGGAUUUGGAUAGCAACUCACUUCUCUAGUCGAAAGUUUUUCUUUUCUUUUUUAAAGCAAAGGGGCCCAGCCCUUCCAGUUCUUCCCCCUCUCCACAAAUGCCGCCCCACCAAAGGGAAAGCGCAGCACAGCUUUAAACUCUAGGCCUGAUCUCCUAAGCACUCCCAAGGCUGGGCUGGCAGGGGGUAGGGUCUGCUUGCAACAUCCAGGCCCUCUGGUUCUAUCUUAAAAUGCAUGACUACUGUCAAGAUUAACAACACAGGCAAAGAGAUCUCCUUUCCCUUUGCCCUUUUUCCAAACCAGGCUUGCAAUACACCUCACAAACGAACGAAAAAAAGAGAAGUCUUUGCACCUAAA
This is a messenger RNA of Podarcis raffonei (Aeolian wall lizard), 1686 nucleotides long. RefSeq names its product isoprenylcysteine carboxyl methyltransferase (gene ICMT). Gene Ontology annotation, molecular function: protein C-terminal S-isoprenylcysteine carboxyl O-methyltransferase activity. Gene Ontology annotation, cellular component: membrane; endoplasmic reticulum. The record is from RefSeq and is a predicted model, not a curated record. The coding region runs from base 43 to 945 and encodes 300 amino acids. Gene Ontology annotation, biological process: C-terminal protein methylation. The transcript has 5 exons. NCBI's taxonomy places the organism in Eukaryota, Metazoa, Chordata, Lepidosauria, Squamata, Lacertidae.